AUGCCAACCUCUGAAGUAAAGGACGGUGAGACAACUAGAAUUGUUCCAGAGACUCGUCAACAAUACAGCGAAGCGGACAAAAAGAACACUGAGAAAGGUUACAAGGCUAAGAAGAUGUUGGUUUGUGGUACAGGUGCUGAAGAAAAUAAUCGUGUUUCUGCCUUUGAAUCAGGAAAAGAGAUCUGGGAUUGUCUCAGGACUUCUCAUGAAGGUACUGAGCAGGUGAAGGAAUCAAAGGUGGAUAUGCUCACUUCUCAAUAUGAAAAUUUCAGAAUGAAGGAAGGGGAAACUAUUCAUGACAUGUAUACUAAACUUUCCUCCAUAACUAAUGAGCUACGAUGUCUUGGAGAGCCAAUCAGUACUAGUAAGCAAGUUAGCAAAGUUCUUCGAAUUCUUCCUCAGUCAUGGGAAAGCAAAGUAGUUGCUAUCACUGAAGCCAAGGAUCUGAAAGUUCUGAGGAUGGAUGCUCUUAUUGGAAAUCUCAAGACAUAUGAAAUGACUAGAAGUCAAGACCUCUCAAAGAAGGAGGCCAAGAAAGACAAGUCUCUAGUACUCAAAUUUACUCCUGGAGAAGUGUGUAGUGAAGAAGAUGAUAUGGACUAUCUUCCCAAGAAAUUUCAGAAGAUCAUAAGAAAAAAUAGAAGGUUUAGAAAAGGAGGGAACCCUCCUCGAGCUGCAACUGCUAGAGGUGAAAAGGACAAACGAAGGGACCUGGUACCAGACAAAAGUGCGAGAAAAGCUGCAGCUCAUUAUGUAGUGAAGAAAGCUCUUGCUGCAUGGGGAGACUCUUCAAGCAAGUCAGGAGAUUCAAAUUGUCCCAAAGAUGAAUCAAUGCUGGUGAUUCAAGACGAGGCUAACGUAUUCAAUGGGAUGUUUUCUCUCGUGGCUAAGUUAGCAAAUGUCUUGAUUGACUCUAUUAUAGAGUUAACUACUGAAAGGGACUCUAUAAACAAUAGUCUUGAUGGUAUAAAUGAAGAAAAGGAAGUAAUGGUAGUUCAGAUGUCUGUUCUUGAGAAACAAAUGAUGGUUCUUGAAUAUGAGAAACUGGAACUUAUGGAGAACCUGGAUUUGAUGAUUGAGAAAUCUGAAAGGACUCAGCUAAGGGGAGCUGGUCCUACUGGCAAAAAGCCUAGACAAGAAACUGCUAGAAAUAGAGGAUCUGCUCUAGUUCAUAGUGUCUCAAACUUGAAGAAGACAAAGUUUCCACACUGGGCAAUAAACACUCUCAUUACACCUUUGUCAGCUUAUUGGAACUCAGAUUGA
Molecule: messenger RNA, 1263 nt
Organism: Solanum pennellii
Lineage: Eukaryota; Viridiplantae; Streptophyta; Magnoliopsida; Solanales; Solanaceae
Exons: 4
Coding region: 1-1263 (420 amino acids)
Source: RefSeq, a predicted model, not a curated record